Messenger RNA from Rotaria sp. Silwood1, 654 nucleotides. The record is from the annotation of a GenBank genome assembly. Lineage: Eukaryota; Metazoa; Rotifera; Eurotatoria; Philodinida; Philodinidae.
AUGAAUUUGGUUCGUGUAUCUGGUAGAAUUGGUUUAACAAGUCUUUGGAUAUCUUUAUCAUCUUACUUUUUAUCAUUAGUUCUUUAUUUAAUAUCAUUUUGUUUACCUGAAUGGAUUGUUUAUACAUCAAUUCCAGUUAAAAUUGGUUUAUGGAAUUUAUGUGAUAUUCAAAUAAUUGGUUAUGAUCGUUGUUCUGAUUGGAAUGCUCGAUCUUAUCCAACAAAUAUAACAAGUAUGGGAUUUCUUGGUCCACCUGAUUUUAUUCGAACAAGUCAAUCAUUAGAAAUAGUUGCUUUUGUUUUUUAUAUAAUAGCUGGAAUAUUACUUCUUACUGGAUUAACUCAAAGAUCAAUGGGUUUAUUAUUUUUUGGAUCUUCUAUAUCAAUGUUUAUAACAGUUAUAUUUGUAUCAUCAACAAUUUGUUUAUUUGCUCUACAAGGUAAAUCCUCGCAUACAGGUUAUUUAUCAUUGUCAUGGUGGAUAGCUCUAUCUGCUUUAUUUAUAUCAAUUAUAAAUGCUCUUUCAUUAUUUAUUCUAUCAUUUUAUAUUCAACCAACAAAUAUAAUUCAUCAAAAUAAUAUAAAUGAAACAAAUGAAAAAAUGUUUUAUUCAUUACCUCCCUAUUCAAGUGAUGUUUAUUUGUCACAACAUUAA